Molecule: messenger RNA, 844 nt
Organism: Sitophilus oryzae (rice weevil)
Lineage: Eukaryota; Metazoa; Arthropoda; Insecta; Coleoptera; Curculionidae
Gene: kappaB-Ras
Product: NF-kappa-B inhibitor-interacting Ras-like protein
Exons: 3
Coding region: 83-694 (203 amino acids)
Biological process (GO): canonical NF-kappaB signal transduction
Molecular function (GO): GTPase activity; GTP binding
Source: RefSeq, a predicted model, not a curated record
UGAAAAAAGUUGUCCCCGAAAUGUCAAGAAAAUAUCAAUAAACAGAAAUUUUAUUAAAAUACAAAAAACUCAUUUUGAUGAUAUGGGAAAAACUUCUAAAGUAGUGGUUUGCGGAAUGAAAGGAGUGGGCAAAACAGCUAUUUUAGAACAAGUUAUUUAUGGUCAUAUCUCUAACCAAUCUAUAUUACAUCCAACAAUAGAAGAUAUUUACGUUGCUAAUAUAGAAUCAGACAAAGGAGUAAGAGAAAAAGUUAGGUUUUAUGAUACAGCAGGUAUAGAAAAUACUCAAACUUCCACCGCUCACGGUACAACAAGCCAGCAAUUAUUGAGGCAUUAUUUAGUCUUAGCUGAUGGAUAUCUUUUGGUUUAUGACACAGAAAAGAUAAAUUCGUUAGAUAUUCUUAUGGCAAUAAAGAAAGAUAUUGAUAAAAACAAAGACAAGAAAGAGGUCACAAUUAUUGUUAUUGGAAACAGAACAAAAAGUUCUGAUAUUAGUGAGAGUGAAAGCGUGGUAAAUAGAGCAACGGAUUGGUGUAAUCGAGAAAAACUGAGACACUUCACAGCUUCGGCUAUGCAGAGGUCUAGUUUAUAUGAACCCUUUGUUUAUCUUACAAGUAAACUGAAUCCUCCUCCUAGUAAAAGUACUUUUACUCCUCUCUCCAUGGGCAGGAAAGUUUUGAAGGAAGCUAAUUAAAAACAACUAAUUUAAGGUCACCCAGUAAUAACUUAUUUAUGUAGAUAUUAAUGCACCAUAUAUAAUAUUCUUUUUAUUUCAUGACGGUUGUUAUUUACACUUUAUUUUUGUAUCUUUGAAGAUUUAAGAAUAAUAUUUUCCAAAAAAUGA